This is a messenger RNA of Oldenlandia corymbosa var. corymbosa, 7904 nucleotides long. NCBI's taxonomy places the organism in Eukaryota, Viridiplantae, Streptophyta, Magnoliopsida, Gentianales, Rubiaceae. The record is from the annotation of a GenBank genome assembly.
CUCUUUUCAACUACAUUCUUUUUUUAUAUAUAUAUAUAAUUAUUACAAGCACCUAAAUUAUUACAUGCAUAAAUUUGAGAGAAGGGACCUAUUACUAGCCUAGUCUAGUGAGGUACGACUCCAUGCAUGCAAUGCCUUUUUUUAGCUACCUUCUCCACCUAUCGAUACAAUUCUAUACUCCCAAAGGUCCAACUGGACAAUGUGUUAGACCACACUUGUACAGAUCUAGACUGUCACUAGGUGUUCGAGAGUCACAAUGAUUAAAGAAGUCCAAUUCAAAUUGAUAGAGCAAAGGGAAAGGAAACAAUCCCACGACUUUUAUCAACUAUUACAUCAAAAUACCAAAAAAAUUGCCGCUUAGAAUGCAGGAUUGGUACAAAAUGUCAGAAAAGUGAAAACCAAGGAAACUACGAGGGCCUAGGAUUCAUUGAAGAACAUUAGCGCCAACAGUUCCUGGUAAACUGGAAAACAGGAACUAAAACCCUGCCAUAUCUAAGAGGAUGAGGAGGAAUCCAUGGAGCUGAUCUUCUCCAUGAGACCUCUUAUCUCACCUUCUAACUUGAUUUUCAGUUGAGGAGAAAGAUUAUUACCAGCCUUGCCCAACACUGAUGUCAUCAUCUCAAGAUUCGUUUUCAUAAACAAGAUAUCAGGCAAAUCACCACCGUUAUGCGUAGUUGGACCAGGUGGAAGCACUGCAGGGAUCUCGAGUCCAUUUGUUGCCAAAAAGGGUUGUGCCAAAGGAGUCAUUGAAGUUGCUAAAACUCCUGCAGCAAUAGACUGCUUAUUAUGACUUGUAUUCACAUUUGAUGCUGCAGAAGUAAACAUGCCUCGAGCUGGAUCAGGUGGAAGCACCACAGGAGUCUUUGGUCCAUCCUCUGGCAAUAUGGGUCGUACCAAAGGUGCCAAUGAAGUGGCUGAAACUCCUUCAGUAAUAGACGACUUAUUGUGAUAUGUUUCCACAUUUAAUAUAACAUCAGUAGACUUCUUUCUCCUUCUUUUCCGUGCCACAUUAGUUUUAGGCAAAGCGGAAUUUGCAUCAGGCGCCUUAUUUCCAGGUGAGAUGCAGUCAACAGCAUUUCCAUUCAAAUCAGGGAUAGAUGUAUGCACUGUAGCAUCCACAGGCUUAGCUGCUUUCAUCUUCCUUCUUGUCUUGGGCUCACAUUUGGUACCAAGACAUAUUGGUUGCAUUUUGUUUAUUAGUGCAGAUUGAGUGUAGCAUUUCUUGGCUUCUGAAUGUCUAUCAACUUCAGAAGUAGCAAAUGCAGCUUUAUUAUUCAUGCAAUUCUGUUGAGCCAUGUUACUGAAGAAAUUUGAACCCAUCGACUGCACAUCUUUCAGCAACUGGACGAAUUUCAUGUUGCCUCUCCCUGGAUCUAGCAAGUUCAGAGUUUGUGUACAUGAACUUUCGGGAGCUAUUCCCCGUAAACGAUAAGAUGUCACCGAUUCUGCCACUAGAUCAUCUUCAACAGAGAAUGCAGGGAUGUACCCGUUCAGAUCUGGUAAUCCAGUUGCAGAUCUCUUCUCAAUCAAGCCCAAAUCAAUUCUUGCCUUCUUUCUCUUCCUGGAAACUUUUUCUUUCAUCGGGGAACCAGAAUCCACUUCAGGACUUCCAGUCACCUCUGAGCCAUUUCUAGUUUCCUUUCUUUUUCUAGAAUGCAUAGCACCUCUUGAAGUACUAUCUCUCUUUUCUUUCUGUCUCCUUUUUGGCGCACGCUUGACUGCAUCCCCUCCAGGACUUCUUUCUGUAUCACAGCUGGAAGAUACACUAGUCUCCCCCAUAAGAUCACCAAUAUGCUCAUCAGCUUCUUCAUAUUUUAAGAAUGCAAACCUCCUAAGACAACUUAAAAAGUUACUAACUGAAUCAGAACAUUUUUCGCUUCUUGUAAAAGAACAACCAAGAGCUGCCAAAUGGAGUUCAGAAAGUAUUUCGGUAGAAGAAGCUACAACAUCCUUGGCUUUAUCCCACAUAUCAGAAGAGCUAGCUUUGCUGGACACAGAAUUUUUGGAUUUCUUACCAGUAUUUUGGCCAUAGUUUCCAUUCACGUCCAAGACCGAUUCAGCCUGCUCCAAAACUUUUUCAUGGCCCUUCCUCGGAUCCAAAAAAGGAUAUGAUAAGUACUGGCUCUUCUUUCUCUCCCUCGACCCAUGGCAUUUUUUAGAUCUUCCAUCCACCCUCCCAUCAUGCUCUCCAAUUACUGGUAAGGGGGUAUACAGCUCAUGUUCAGCUUCAGUAGUACUUACAUGUUUUUCUCCAUCAAUAGCCUCAUAACAGUUGGCUCGAGAAAACUCGGUCAUAACAUCAUCCUUCUCAGCCCUUUUUGAAUUACUAUGAGCACUGUUCUGGGCAGCAUUUGACACAAGAUAUUGAAUGGACAAUUGAGGAUGACCCAAAGAACGAUAAAUUGCCCAAAGACAACUUUUGGUGGUGGUAAUUUGAAACUUAUCUGGUGGACUAGCACUCUGAGCAAGGUAUUUCAAAAGAGCAAGAAAACUUGCAGGAUGAAACUGGGAUUCAAAUGACGCAGAUGAUGCAGCCAUUUUGUUUACUGACCAUGACCUCUUCGGCCAUUUUUGACUACCAAGUUGGGAAGAAGAUGUUUCAAUUUCUCUUAAAUAACAAGAGCAAGUCAUUUCUAGCUUAGCACGCUGACUAAUCUCAUAGACAGCUCUCUCUAUUGCUCCACGAAAGCUUCUAGAGUUACUCUGACAGCAUAACCGAUCAAAAUCCUCAACCAAAUGCCUGAUAUGAGAAGCAGAGUGCCAAACAGAAUUAGCACUCCCAAAAUAUUUAACAAAGAAGAAGGCUUUCCUGUUGGAACUCGCAGGUUCCUUAGAGGUCGGCAACCGACUAACAGGAUCAGAAAUUACACCUGGCCACCAUAUCUGAGUCUUCUUGGUUUUAGCCCAAACCAAAUCACCCAAAGCAAAUGUGCUUACUGUAUUGCAAAACUUGUCGCCCUCCACUUUGUUUUGCGCUUUUGCUUUAUCAGAUUUGAAGCUGUUUGUCUUCUCCUCAACCACUGGGUCAUUUCUCUUCAAAACAUUGUCGAUAUCUUCAUCCCCAUCAGAAGGUGACAUUGUCCCACUGGAUCCACUUGUAUCUUCUCCAUCAGAAUCCUCCUCUCCCAACACUUGCUUGUCAGGGUUGUUUCCUUCACCUGGAUGAGUUCCACUUGGGGGACCAAAAACCUCAACAAUUAAAGAAAUACCAUCACCAGAGACACCAACAUUCCUAGAAAAGUUAUCAGCUUUCCAUGCCAGGGCAUCGUUGGUCUUCUCUCGGUCCUCCUUCUCCAAACUCUUGUCAUCCCUAAUCUCCUCAUUUCUUUCAACUGCUAAAAUUUCUUUCAUUCCCGGGUCAUCCACAAAAGAUUCAUCCUCAUUCCCAUGUCCUUGUAAGGAAAAUUUGUGUUGAAGAGGACUUAACAUUCUAUUUCCAGCUCCAUUUUCUUCAGCAACUAACAGUGACCCACUACAAGUCCCACUAAAACCACAGACCUCUGAGGUUUUUCCAAGACUUUGAUCAUAAAGAUUACGACUUUGAUUGGUUGGUAGCUCCAAAAAAACGUCAGGCUGUGCAGAUUCUGGGUCUUUUUUAGUUUCCAUUAAAGGUCUCAACUUGAUUUCUAGACAAUUAAUAAGCCAUCAAUUCAACUGCUCGGGGAGGGGGGAAAAACAGAAAAAAGGAAAGACGAUCAACCUAACUACACUAAUCAAAACUUGUAGGUUAAAUCAAAAUUCUCCAACAUCUCUCUAACGCAGAAACAGAAAACCCACAACAAAAAGCUCAUCAAGAAGCCACAAUUAGACAUGCAUUGCACCAAAAAUGAAGCGACAAGAACCAAAAGAACAUAAUCAACAGCUCACCUAAGAAAAAUUGGAGAAGCAAUCCGAAGAUCUUAUAGAGUAAAGAUCGAUUCUUGGAAAUUGUAUACGCAGGAAAUAUCUGGAAAACAGCAGGCGAAAUGGGGGUGUUCUUAGAAAACCAGUAAAGAAAGGAUUUUGCGGGUUUUACUAAAGGUUGUCUGUGGAGACUGGAGACUCAUAAUAAAGCCACCAACAGGAUCAUGGAUAUAGAAAUAAUAUAUAUACUGACAUAAGAUAAGAUUAGUGUACAUAUUUGAAUUAAGAAUUGCCGUUGAAAGAAAUACAACAGUUCGUUUUGAAAUCUAAUUCAGAUUGGAAUAGCAUUUUAAGAGAAAAAAAGAGAUUUAUGCGACAGUAAAUUUGUUUUGUACUAGUUACUACUCUACUUUUACUAUAUUUGCAAAUAAAGUACUAGUAUUUUGUUAUUCAGACAUCCUCGGUCGCUCGGUCGGUUGUUCCGUCCUGAUUUACAACAACCUUUUACUGUGUGUAUUUAUUUAGUAUACCAAUGUUUUUGUCUGAAUUAAUAUGGGGUUCGUAGCACAAAAGAAGAAGAAGAAGCAGAAGAAGAAGAAGAAAGUGACCCUACCACCACAAAGAAAGUAGUAUUGGACCAUUUGACCGAAGGGAGAAAAAAAUUGGUUUGGCGGGCAGUUGGUUAGAAGUUGGAGAGGGGCUGCUGAGUAAAAAAGAGGGUAUGGCCAAUCUUCUGACAAAUAAUGCCCAACCAAGCCUUGAAAUUGACGGCUGGAUUGAAAAUAUUAAUGAAGAAGAGGAUAACAAAAACAAGUUUGAAACGGGUUCGGUACAGAGAGAAGAAGAAAAGGAUAUGGCUCCCGUUGGGGGAAAUUCAAUUCAUCGAUCAUCUUCUAGACCGCAGUUGGACCUCAGUGGAGCUGCUAUUCAGGGAAAUUUCGAGGAGAAGGAUCCCACCAUUCUUUUACCUAAUCAGUCUGACGAUAUAUCUCAUCUGGCUCUGGAUAUUGGAGGAUCUCUCAUCAAGUUAGUUUAUUUUUCAAGACAUGAGGAUCGUCCAGUUAAUGAUAGGAGGAAGAAGACAAUCAAAGAGAGGCUGGGUAUUUCUAAUAAUAAUAGAAGGAGCUACCCAAUUCUCGGAGGAAGACUACAUUUUGUGAAGUUCGAGACACACAAGAUCAAUCAAUGCUUGGAUUUCAUUUCAUCCAAACAACUCCAUUGUGGUGUAUCAAAUGAGAAUGCUGUGAUUAAGGCUACAGGUGGCGGUGCAUACAAGUAUGCCGAUCUGUUCAAGGAAAGGCUAGGAGUUAGUAUAGAGAAAGAAGAUGAAAUGAGCUGCCUGGUUUCUGGUGCAAAUUUCUUGCUUAAGGCAAUUCGUCAUGAAGCAUUUACGCAUAUGGAAGGCCAUAAAGCAUUUGUGCAGAUAGACCAAAAUGAUCUGUUUCCAUAUCUUCUCGUCAACAUUGGAUCUGGUGUCAGCAUGAUCAAGGUUGAUGGGGAUGGUCAGUUUCAGCGGGUUAGUGGAACAAAUGUUGGAGGUGGUACAUACUGGGGGUUGGGAAGACUGUUAACCAAGUGCAAGAGCUUUGAUGAAUUGCUAGAACUGAGUCAACGUGGGGAUAAUAGAACCAUCGAUAUGCUUGUUGGGGAUAUUUAUGGUGGAAUGGACUACUCAAAGAUUGGUCUCUCAGCAUCCACCAUUGCUUCUAGUUUCGGCAAGGCAAUAUCUGAAAAUAAGGAUAUUGAAGACUACAGACCUGAAGACAUAUCUUUAUCCCUCUUGCGAAUGAUUUCAUACAACAUUGGUCAGAUUUCCUAUUUAAAUGCGCUGCGCUUUGGACUUAAAAGGAUAUUUUUUGGCGGAUUUUUCAUAAGGGGCCAUGCUUAUACCAUGGACACAAUCUCAUUUGCUGUGCAAUUCUGGUCAAACGGAGAGGCACAAGCCAUGUUUCUACGACAUGAGGGAUUUCUUGGAGCCUUGGGUGCUUUUAUGAGCUAUGAAAAGCAUGGGUUAGAUGAUCUUAUGGUCCAUCAGCUUGUGGAGAGGUUUCCAAUGGGAGCUCCAUACAUCGGGGGGAAUGUUCAUGGGCCACCAUUGGGGGAUUUGAAUGAAAAGAUCUCUUGGAUGGAAAAGUUUAUUCUGAAAGGAACUGAAAUUACUGCUCCAGUUCCAAUGGCCCCACCUGGUACGACGGGACUUGGAGGCUUUGAAGUCCCAUCAUCAAAAGGGGAUAUCCUGCGACCAGAUGCGAGCAAAUUAAAUGUUGGGGUUCUUCAUCUUGUGCCAACUCUUGAGGUUUUUCCGCUUCUGGCAGAUCCAAAAAUGUAUGAGCCAAAUACCAUAGAUUUGUCAGACCCAGGUGAAUUGGAGUACUGGUAUACUGUUCUAUCGGAUCAUUUGCCUGACCUGGUUGACAAGGCUGUUGCAAGUGAAGGAGGUACAGAUGAUGCUAAAAGAAGGGGUGAUGCAUUUGCCCGAGCAUUUUCGGCUCAUCUAGCAAGGUUGAUGGAGGAGCCUGCUGCAUAUGGGAAGUUGGGGCUUGCCAACCUUUUGGAAUUAAGAGAAGAGUGCUUGAGGGAAUUUCAUUUUUUUGAUGCUUACAGGAGCAUAAAACAGAGGGAGAAUGAAGCAUCACUUGCUGUUUUACCUGAUCUGCUUAGAGAAAUUGAUAACAUGAAUGAGGAAACAAGAUUGUUGACUCUUGUUGAAGGUGUCCUUGCUGCUAACAUCUUUGAUUGGGGCUCGCGGGCAUGUGUUGAUUUAUAUCACAAGGGGACAAUCAUUGAAAUAUAUAGAAUGAGCCGCAAGAAGAUGCAAAGACCUUGGCGGGUUGAUGAUUUUGAUGCAUUUAAGGAGAGAAUGCUUGGCUCUCAGGACAAGGAGCCUUGCAAACACAAAAGAGCAUUGCUGUUUGUAGAUAACUCUGGAGCUGAUGUUGUUUUAGGAAUGCUUCCUCUAGCAAGAGAGCUUCUACGACGCGGAACAGAAGUAGUUCUCGUUGCAAACUCUCUUCCGGCAUUGAAUGAUAUUACUGCUAUGGAGUUACCAGACAUCGUUGCAGAGGCUGCCAAGCACUGUGACAUACUCCGAAGGGCUGCUGAAGCAGGUGGCCUGCUGGUGGAUGCUAUGAUUAGCAACCAAGAUAGUCCUAAAGAUAAUUCCUCUUCUGUCGCUUUAAUGGUGGUUGAGAAUGGAUAUGGGAGUCCGUGCAUAGACUUGAGACAAGUUAGCUCAGAGCUAGCAGCUGCUGCCAAAGAUGCUGAUCUGGUAAUCUUGGAAGGAAUGGGCCGAGCUCUACAUACAAACUUCAAUGCACGUUUCAGUUGUGAUGCUUUGAAGGUAGGUUUUUCCUUUUUCGUCCUUGCCAGUCAUAAUAAAGCAUAGUCUGCAUUCACUGCAUUUGCUACAAUCAAUGAGAAAGCUGAUAGAUUUCUGGAUAAUCGUGCUCGGAUGAUUUGCCUGAAGCUUACUAGGUUCAACCCACGCGAUAGAAUUCUUCUUGAUUGGACAUGAUAUGAAAUACUGACACCGAUAAUGUUCACGUAGUAGCUUUUGAGGUUUCUUUAUCCGUAAGAUGCUUGAUUCAUAAGCUUAAUUUAUUCUCUAUGCAUGACUUGUUACUUUAAAUUUUCAGCUCGCUAUGGUCAAGAAUCAACGGUUGGCUGAAAAAUUGAUCAAUGGUAACAUUUAUGAUUGUGUCUGCCGAUUUGAACCUGCAGGUUAACCAACACCUUAGUUAUUCCUGUUCUAUUAUUUCUUUGAUAAUUAUCUAUUGUUUUAGUCUAUCAUAAGUUCAGAAAGUAGGGGGAAAAAAAGUUCAGAAAGUAGGAAAAUUCUAUAGAUAGCAUUUUGCACUUCAACAUUGUGUAAGGCGAUAAGGUUUCAUAUCAUUGUGACAUUUUAAAUUUGUAACGAUAUCUUUCACCCUGGAUUCAAGAAAGAAUUGCUCCGGAAUCAAGGCAUGCAAUUUGAACGUUGUUGAAUUACAGUGGUACUCUCCGGUAUCCCUAUUCCACAGAAAAUUGACUAUGUGAAGUUUUAGAAAGAGUCUUGACUGGUC